AUGCUCGGCCCCUUCCGCGCCUCGUCCCCUUCAAUGGUCGGCCUCCUCUGGAAGAUGCCCUGGCGCCUGUCCAAGACGCGCAAGAUGCGCCAGCGCCUCCGCCUCAAGGCCGUCGACGACGUCAUUGCGACCGUGCGCGCCUCGGGCGUCCAGACCCACUCGCUCACGGCCGCGCUCGCGCUCCCGCGAGAGAGCGCCAUGCCGCCGCGCGACAAGUACACGACCUUCUCGCGCAAGGACCCAGGGUACCGCAAGGGGAUCCACAAGUCGCCCCACUUUACCAAGGUGACGUCGCGCACCAACCCGGAGGGCUUCUGA
Messenger RNA from Rhodotorula graminis WP1, 318 nucleotides. RefSeq lists its product as uncharacterized. The transcript has 3 exons. Gene Ontology annotation, cellular component: mitochondrial large ribosomal subunit. The coding region runs from base 1 to 318 and encodes 105 amino acids. The record is from RefSeq and is a predicted model, not a curated record. Gene Ontology annotation, molecular function: structural constituent of ribosome. Lineage: Eukaryota; Fungi; Basidiomycota; Microbotryomycetes; Sporidiobolales; Sporidiobolaceae.